Molecule: messenger RNA, 5193 nt
Organism: Equus quagga
Lineage: Eukaryota; Metazoa; Chordata; Mammalia; Perissodactyla; Equidae
Gene: MIGA1
Product: mitoguardin 1
Exons: 16
Coding region: 106-1908 (600 amino acids)
Biological process (GO): mitochondrial fusion
Source: RefSeq, a predicted model, not a curated record
UCCGCCCCCGCGGCCAGGCAGCGGCUCCGCGCCGGGCUGCGGUGGGGAAGCGGCCGGGAGCUGCCAGCUGCUGGCCUGGGGCGCCAGAUUUCUAGAAGAGGAGUCAUGUCAGAAGAAACAGUAAACAAAUCACAGUUUUCCUUGAAGACAGCAGCACUAAGAGUGUUUGAUCUUCCUCUGUCUUGGUAUUAUUCUCUCUCCCAGAUCAAAUUUUCGCCGGUAGUUAAAAAGUUGUUUGUGGUAACUGCGGUGAGUGCUGUAUCUGUAAUUUUUCUGGCCCAUCACUUUAAAAGAAGACGUGGAAAGAAGAAAGGAAAAACAUUACCAUGGGAACCAGAGCACCUCAUACUUGAAUACACUAAAAGAGCAGCAUCAGACAAAGGUUCAAGUUGUUCCAGUAGUAGACAGAAUUUGACAUUAUCUUUAAGUUCUGCCAAAGACAAAGGCCCUCAGUCUUGUAACUAUGCUAAUGGAGGACUUUUCAGUAAACACUCAGGUUCUGCACAGAGUUUGGCCUCUGUCCAGAGUGUCAAUUCUUGUCAUAGCUGUGCUUGUGGCAAUUCUAAUUCCUGGGACAAAGCAGAUGAAGAUGAUGUUAAACUUGUUAAUAUUCCUGUGACCACUCCUGAGAAUUUAUACUUGAUGGGUAUGGAGUUGUUUGAAGAGGCCUUGCGUCGAUGGGAACAAGCGCUCACCUUUCGAAAUAGACAGGCUGAAGAUGAAGCCUGUGGUUCCAUUAAAUUGGGUGCAGGAGAUGCUAUUGCUGAAGAAAGUGUAGAUGAUAUUAUUAGUACUGAAUUUAUCCAUAAGCUUGAGGCUCUGCUGCAAAGAGCAUAUCGUCUGCAAGAGGAGUUUGAAGCUACCCUUGGGGCAUCUGAUCCUAAUUCUCUUGGUAAUGAUAUUGAUAAAGAUACAGAUAUCACCAUGAAGGGGAAUGUAGAUGACUUUUGCCUGCGAGACACUUUGAGCAUCGCAUCAACCGACUCCUUUGCUUCAGCAGCAGAGCUUGCAGAACACAGAGAAGUGCGGCAUACCUACAGUCUGGAGUCUCUCUGCCACUGCCCUUUUUAUGAAGAAGCCAUGCAUUUAGUCGAAGAAGGAAAAAUUUACUCAAGAGUGCUUAGAACUGAAAUGUUGGAGUGCCUAGGAGACAGUGAUUUUCUUGCCAAACUUCACUGUAUUCGACAGGCUUUUCAGGUAAUUCUUUCAGUAACAGCCAACAGGAUAUUUCUUGCUGAGAGUGGAAGGAAAAUUUUAUCAGCGUUAAUUGUGAAAGCUCGAAAGAAUCCAAAGAAGUUUGAAGAUGUUUUUGAUGAAAUGAUCUAUUUUUUAGAGCAGACUGAUCACUGGGAUAGUACUGAAAUGGAACUUGCUGCUAGAGGAGUGAAAAAUCUCAAUUUUUAUGAUGUUGUUCUGGAUUUUAUAUUAAUGGAUUCCUUUGAAGAUUUGGAAAACCCACCCACAUCCAUACAGAAUGUAGUGAAUAAUCGCUGGCUAAACUCCUCCUUCAAAGAAACUGCUGUGGCUUCAAGUUGUUGGUCGGUGCUGAAACAGAAAAGGCAGCAGAUGAAGAUCCCAGAUGGAUUUUUUGCCCAUUUUUAUGCCAUUUGUGAGCAUAUCAGCCCUGUCCUAGCCUGGGGCUUUUUGGGUCCUAGAAAUUCUCUCUAUGAUUUAUGUUGCUUCUUUAAGAAUCAAGUUCUUUUCUUUCUCAAAGAUAUUUUUGACUUCGAGAAGGUGCGCUAUUCCAGUAUAGAGACUCUGACUGAGGACCUCAUGCAGUUGCUCAUUCGCCGCACUGAACUCCUGCUGGCCUAUCUUGGCGCGGAUGCCCUGAGGCACACGAGUGGCUGUAUAAGUAGUCAUGGCCAUGUUGUGUCCAGUAGCCUGUUGGAAGCCAAAGUACAAUAAGUACCAUGAGAAUCAUACACUUUGAGUGUGCUAUGAAAUAUUUUAAGGUAACUAUUGAUUUUGUAACAUAGAUUACACAGAAUUGGUGGAUAUGGACUCAGGGAGGAAGCAAAUCUAGUAAAGAGUGAGUACUUUACUUACAUGGGCCGUGCUGUACUUACACGGAAGUUCUGUCAUUGACUCCCUGUGUAGCGUAUCCAAAGCGGCUAUUUAGAAUCUUUAGGUAAUAAUUUAAGUCGUGAAAUGUAUAUUUUACAGAAAUAUUGCUUGAAUUGAAGCCAGUGCUUGGGAGUUCGUCUUGAAGCUGUCUGAAAUGUCCAGUAUCAUUCUCCAAAAAGCUCUGUUUUAAUGCUUUGCACCUUGAAAAUGUCCACUUUAGCCAAGACCUUUGUGGCCACACGUGCAAGAGUGUAUUACUCCUAGUGUCAACGAACUUAGCUGUGCUUGAAAUUGUAUUUUUGACUGUAAAGUCAUUCAUUUGUUUAGUCAAGUUUAGGCAGUAGUGAUGUUUACUACGUACUGCUUACAUUAUGGCUUGUGCAUCUGCUUGUGUAAUUAAAUCAAAUUGUAAUGGCUAGGUAUCGUCAUAAAACAUUUAAAUGAAUUGACACUGAGAAGAUUACAAGCUACAAAUUCAUAUUAGAUUCACUGCAGUUUCCAAAUAUAUUACAGUUGGUCCUGUAAGUUACAAUAGAGAGACUGAAGAAAUUUCUUGUAUCUUUCUAUGGAUUAGAGCAUUUUUCCUUUGAAUGAAUAUUGAUUUAAAAGAUAAUGUUUCUAACUGUGACAGCCAAUUAAAAUUUUUCCUAUGUAGUUUUGAGUCUGUCUCCCAUCAUGCGAAGAUAUUAAUCUUGGUACCGUAAAAUAAUUUCUUCUUUCUCCUACAAAACUGGCUUCUAGUUAUUCCCACAGAGAACUUAACAUAUUGGCAAUUUGUCAUAUUAUCCCCGUAGCUUUAAAAUAUUCAUACUUUAACUGUUAGUGAGGUUUUAAAGAAGGUUUUUUUCCUCUCUGAAUAUAGAAAAAAAUAUUUUUUAAUAGUAUGGAAGUAUAUUUCAUGUCCUUUAUGAUAAAUGUAUGAACAAAUGGGUUGUUCAUAUGAGUAAGGUUCUUCAGAGUAUAUUAGCUAUUUUCAGAGUUGUAUUAGUUUUGUGUCUAAAUUAUAUACCACUUAUUUGGAGUGGCUGACUCACUGUAUCAAUGGAUUGGAUUUGUUGAUUUUGCUCCUAAAAUGGGCUUUAUUCAUUUUAGGAAUGAGUUACCCAGAAGGAUCUAAAAUAUAUUUUUUAAAAAUGCAUUUUUAAAGUGCCUAGUUUCUGAUUAAUGAAUAGAAAAUGAAAAGUGGGAAAAAAUCAUAAUCUUUUAAGGUUUUAAAUUUAUGUAUAUGCCACAUUUAUGUACUGUUGGCUAUAAAAUAUGAGAUUCAGAAUCUUUAUGCUGUUUGUGCAUGUACUGUGUUCCAUAAUGUGUUUAUUACAGCAUUAAACAAUAUGAAAUAUGCUCUAAUAUUUUUUGAGUAUAUAGCUCCUUGACUUUUCUUACAUAUAUUCUUAACUUAGGAAUUGGCUAUUCAUAAUUCUUAUUAUUGAUGGAAGGGUAUCAUUGGAUAUCACAGCUAAAAAUUCCAUUAUGCAAUGUUUCACUUUUUAUUAUCUUGUAUUUUUAGCUUCUUUUUGAGGCACCACUGGCCUUGAAUGAUUCACACACAUACACACAUAUACAUUCCCAUUAUCUCAUAGGCAAGACAGUUAGUGCCUAUAUUAAUUUUUCCCUUGGGGGUCUAAAUGUUAUAAGCUAUGGUUUUAUAAACUAAGCUGUAAGUAAACUUAAUUUUUUAUUUGAGGAAGAUGUUGUUGGAAAUCUAUUUUGAAGAAUUGCACUAUUUAAUAAUGCUGCUACUACACUGGAUAACUCUGGGGAAUUUAUUUUAUCAGAUCAGAUGAAUGGCUUCCCAGAAGGUGUUUUUUUUCUCUUUUACAUUUUACCUUUAAAAAACUUGCCCAUAUUCAAGAGGUUGGUUUGUCAAAUUUAGUGCUUGAGUUUGAUUAGUUUCUGGUGAGUUCAGUAGCUACUACUUGAGUAAGAUGCUUUCUUUGUGGCCUUUGACAAGAGACAUGAGUGACCAAAUGGAAUUUCAGGGUAGUAAGAAUAGAAAAAACCUCUCUAUUGUAAGGGAAGAAACUUGACCUUUUUAAAAGAAACAGCUCUUAAAAUUGUUUCUGACCACAGAAGAGUACUAAGACAUAUGUUCCAAUUUCAGUUUGUCUUGAAAUUGGGUUAAACAGCUAAAGCAAUAUUUUAAAAAACAAAAAAUGAUUAAACUAGUCUAGAGCCUUUUAGGAUAAAACCUUAUUUAACACCUUCUCUUGAUAGUAGUAUCAGAAAAUUGCCCUUGUCACCAUGAGUCCUGCCAGCCACUUCCCUAUAUCAAUUAGAAGAGGACCUGGAAUUAGUCCUGAGAAAAUGGAUUUUUGUCCUCCUGUUUUCUGGAGGAAAAGAGAGAAGUGUUCAGGUGAUUUAUAUUUGGUAAUUUUUUUUCUAUUUUAGUUUCUCUACAUUUUUGUUCAACUAAAAGGCUAGUUAUUUCUUCUUGAAGGCUUACAGUAUGUUUAUUAAGAGUCAAAAUGAGAUGGUCUUUUUUAAAAGAAGACAAGUUUUUCCUACUGUUAUAGUCAGCUCCAAAGAGCUUCAUCUCUCAGAAAGCAGUCUUUCUUUGCACUUUUACUAUUAAUUUGUUGAAUUAAUGACUUUGUAAAAAAUAUUUGCAAAUGUUUUCUUGCCUUAAGAUGUAACGUUUUCUCCUUAAAUGAUUAAGGAGUGAUUAUUUGCAUUACAAAAGAAUUCUUUAGUUUAUCAUUCCUUUAAACUCAUGAAAUAGGAAUGCCAAAGUAACAUUUACUAUACUUCUCUGUGACCGUUCAGAAUCAGAAAUUUUAAAUUAUGUUGAUAACAUAAUUUGCUUUUAUUAUAAUGUAAACACAUAUUAGGACAUUAUUUGGAAUAUACAUUUCAAAGGGGUUAUGAGAGUUAGGCUGAAUUCAAAUCUUUCGUUUUCUUGCCUGGAUUCAUCAAAUUUAGAAUCUCUGUAUGUGAGACUUAAGAAUUUGUAUAAUCUGUGAUUAAUGGAAAUAAGGACAUCCUUUCUUUGUUCCUAACAAUUAUAUUAUGUUAUUGUUUUGCUUCGUUGGAGAACAACCACGUAUUAGCUUUACUUGGCUGCUAACAGUAAAUGUGUCUAUUUCCUAAAUGUAAGGACUGCGCUUAUUAAUUUAUGGAAAAGUGAGA